UGUGUUGAAAGUUGAUUCAUGUGUAUCUUGUCUCAACAUGUUUUUUGCAUGUUAUUAUUGUUUUUGUUUAUAAAAUCAUUCUUGUUCUUUGAAAAUAAGUGCCGUACUAUUCAAUCAUCAUUCUUUCUUUUAUUUUAUUCAUCAUCAUUGAAUAAAACAACCCAUCUUAAAUUUCGUUAUGUGCAAAAGUAAAUUAAAUGUAAAUUGCUUAAAAGAACUGCUCAAUGCAACUGAAACAAAAGCUCAGAAUGAUUGGAUUGUGGAUAGAAGAGGCAGGAAGAUGGAGAAAUCUCUGCUAUCGAAAGUUCUACUUCAUAUCACACAACAAAAAAUACAAAGGAAGUUGGAUAAAAAACUUAAAAAGGAAGAAAAGAAACUCAAAAAGGCGUUGAAGAAGAAGAAACGACCCAAACAUGAGAUAGUCUCUUGCUCACCUUCUGAAGGCCUGAAGAUAAAAAUAAAAAUCAUCAAGCCUCAAGAGAAACUGAUGGAUCAUCCUUUGGAACAGCACUCAACUACUUAAUCUCUUGAAAUGAAUGCUGGAGACUAUUUCUAUAAGUAAUUUAUAGCACAUGGAAAGAAGAAUGUGCAGAAAAUAUUUGCGUCCUCAAAUGACUAUUUCACUUGAUAUUUGUAAAAAUGUAGUUCAUUAAUAUUGAAUUACUUUUCCAAUGAUUGAGAUCGGUGCAAGAUCUACAUAAUUUUUGUAUUGUUCUUGUAUUUUUUGAACUUUAUAUGACAUUUCAAAUUGUACCUGAAUAUUUCACAAGAGCUUUUCUUGUUUGACUUUUAACAGUAUUAUUUUUUAUAUGUAUUUGUUAUUUUUAACUGUGAUAUAUAUGUGCAUAUACACCAUUUUUUAUAAGCAAUCUGUAUACCAGUAUUGCUUUUCCUAUUUUUAUAUGUAACUGAAUUUGUGUUCAUUCCACUAUUCAAAUUUGUGAUACUAUAGGGCUUAUAAUGUUGACAUUUACCAGUUAAUCUGUAUUUAUAUAAGAUACUGUGAUUUAUAUUGUUGAAUGUUUAUUUUUAAUGAUAGUAGCUAAAUCAAAAUACACAUUUUAUUAUGUUAAUGGAGAGUAUUCAGCUGUUGUUAGUACAUUUGAAUAUUCACAUACAAAACUCGGUGAUGUAUUGGAAGUAAUUGUUUUCCAUAAAUUACUCAUUACAAGUCUAAAAGCUGUCUUAUAUAAUUCAUAUAAGCAUUUUGUGCAAUGUUUGAAAUAUUUUUUAACUUCUAAGUCAGUUCAGUUUGUAGAAACUUAAUUUCUGUAAUUUAUAAAUGAUUGCAAACUAUUCCUUGUUAUAUAACUUAUUUUGAAGUAUAUAAUUUAUUUUUAUUAAGAUCUGGUCAGUUUUUCAGAAUAUGAAUAUUCUUGAAACUUAUUUAAAUGCUUAAAUAUAUUUUUUUAUAUUAAAUUGUUUAUAAUGUUUUCAGAGACAUUGGUUCUGGUAAAAUACAUGUUUAUGAUUCCCCUCCUCCUAGGUAGAUGGUUGUCUUUAAAUGUUCUGUUAGUAAAAAUACAUUUUCGAAUAUUUAAUAAAAACAACAAAUGGCAACAUGAAUCCCAAUCUUUUUUUCUUUUUUUGAUGAGUUUAUAAAUGGAUUAAAAUUGUUUCCUUGAAAGAAAAAUUAUCUGUGUAUGUACCUGAAAGAGUUUAGGCCAUUUUUAUACAUUUAGGAGUUGUGCAAAAGGAUGAUUUGUAUUUUGUGAGCUUUAAAUGCUUUGAUAUUAUGAUUAUGAAUUAUUAAUUACAUUUACUGACUGUAUUUUAUAGUCUUGUAUUUGCUUUUAAAAUUUGUACUUGAACAAACUACAUUUUUGUAAUAAAAUAUUUCAAAAUUUA
Argiope bruennichi is the source of this 1848-nucleotide messenger RNA. RefSeq lists its product as uncharacterized. The transcript has 2 exons. The record is from RefSeq and is a predicted model, not a curated record. The coding region runs from base 179 to 523 and encodes 114 amino acids. NCBI's taxonomy places the organism in Eukaryota, Metazoa, Arthropoda, Arachnida, Araneae, Araneidae.